Stereum hirsutum FP-91666 SS1 is the source of this 1397-nucleotide messenger RNA. RefSeq names its product Ebp2-domain-containing protein. The coding region runs from base 22 to 1380 and encodes 452 amino acids. Lineage: Eukaryota; Fungi; Basidiomycota; Agaricomycetes; Russulales; Stereaceae. Gene Ontology annotation, cellular component: preribosome, large subunit precursor; nuclear periphery; nucleolus. The transcript is spliced from 4 exons. Gene Ontology annotation, biological process: rRNA processing; ribosomal large subunit biogenesis. The record is from RefSeq and is a predicted model, not a curated record.
GGGCUCCUUUACCAGCCCAUCAUGCCUUCCGCCAUCAAAACCUCUUCGAAAUCGAAACCAAAAGGCCCCAUAUCAAAAGGGAAAGCCCCGGCUGCCGCUACUAAGUCGCCAAAACCUGCCGAAGUACCGGCUGAAGACAAUGAAGAGGACGAGGAGGAUGAGGAAUACGACAGUGGGGUAGAUGAGGAAGGUAUGGAGAAGCUCAUGAAGGCACUGGGUGAGAAUGGACUGGAUGAUUUUGAGAGGGCACAAUUACUAGCACUAGGCGGUGAGGGUAGCGAGGAUGAAGAAGAAGACGAUGAAGGUGAGGAGGGUGAGGACGAGAGUGGAAGCGAGGAAGAAGACGUCGACGACGAAGAUGAUGGUGCUGAGGAUGACGAGAGUGACGAGGGCCAGGACGAUGAAGAAGAUGCCGUAGUUCCUAAUGGUGAGGUCGACGCGGAAGACGAAGAGGCAGACGAGGCCGUCGCCCUGGACGAAGUCGAGUCUGUGGAUGAAGAUGCCGUCCCUCGUCAAAAAAUAGAGAUUAACAACACGGUUGCACUCGAACGGAUACGCGAUACAAUUCAGCUCGAUCCAUCAUUACCAUGGACAGAGACCUUGGUCCUCUCAUAUCCACAAAGAAUCGAGGUAGAUGUUGAGAACGAUUUGGAUCGUGAAGUUGCAUUCUACAAACAAGCCCUCCACUCCGCCUCCUCCGCCCGCGACCUCGCAAAAUCCUCCUCCCCACCCCUGCCCUUCACCCGCCCCACCGACUACUUCGCCGAGAUGGUAAAAACCGACGCGCACAUGGAGCGCAUCCGACAACGUCUGCUCGACGAGAGCGCGACGAUCAAGAAGAGCGAGGAGAAGCGCAGGGAGAGGGAGGGGAAGAAGUUCGGGAAGCAAGUGCAGAUGGAGAAGUUGAAGGAGAGGGAGAAGGGGAAGAAGGAUAUGGAGGAGAGGUUGAAGGGCUUGAAGAGGAAACGUCAAGGCGCCCUCGACAACGCCCAAGCAGACGACUCAGCCUUCGACAUCGCAGUCGAAGACGCCAUCUCCGGCCGUCCCUCAUCUUCCCAACCCAACAAACGGGCCAAAGGCGCCGACGGGAAAAAAUUCCCUCGAAACGCGCGGGAUCAAAAGUUCGGCUUCGGAGGAGCGGGAAGGAGGUCGAAACAGAACGAUAAGGCAUCGACGGACGACUUUGGUGGUGAGGGUCGUGGCAGUGGUGGGAGGGGUGGAAGGGGUGGAAGAGGCGGGUUUGGUGGAAGAGGGGGACGAGGAGGCGGUGGGGGACGGGGUGGGGGAGGUGGUGGGAGGGGCGGAGGUGGUGGACGGGGAGGUGGUGGUGGUGGGAAGAGGAUGGGGAAGAGUAGGAGAGUUAGUGCGAAAAGUCGCUGAGCGGAUGUUGAGCGGUG